AGGAAUACCAUUACCUCCUACCUCCUACCUACAAAGUCAUUCUAUUUUCUUCUCUGUUCCAAAGCAGAGUUUUUAGUUCAUACAACAAAUUACCCUUAUUUUCCUAUGCUCACAUCCAAUUCCAAAACUCACUUUCCUAUAGUCUUUUUCUAUGCUCAAACAAAUUUCACAAACCGGUUCAGUGUUCAUUGCAUUUUCACAUUCUCUAUUCUCUACUUUAAAAUACAUAGUUUCUCCUGCCCCUCUAGAUAACCUUCCAUUUUCACUUCAAGUGAGAAUUAGAGUUUGUUCCGGUACCCCAAAAAGUCUAGCAUUACUUUUUAAUCGAGACUUAUGGUAGUUUAUAAUCACUCAUCUUAACACAUUGAAACGUUUUAAUUAAAGAUAAAAGUGAGGGUUUACACAAGAUUUAUAACCAACAACACUUCAGAAAAAUUGUGCAGAAAAACCCUUAUAUCAUACACACAACUUGACUUUGGGGAAUGGAGUCGUUCAGUUUUAACCUCCAAGCAGAGAAAGCCAACGCAAUCCUAAAACAUCAUAAGCUUCAAAGGGCAACAACUUUGUUACGGCUAGUUGAAGUAUGUGUUGUUUUGGUCUUGAUUUCAAGACUUUCUAUGAAGUUACCAAUUGUGGUAAGAAACUCGAGCGAGUAUUUAAAGGAUAUUUCAGUCUUUAUCAAUAGCCACUAUUUUGUCUUUGUUAUCGGAAACAUUAUAAUCAUCACGCUGUUCGCUCAAGGUAAUGGAAAAAACAUUCCAAAAGAACAGGAACAUGAUGAUAUUUAUGAAAAGUUGGCAGGUAAAAGUAUAAAGCACGAAGAAAAAGAGAGAAUGAUAAAAUAUGAUAGCACAAAAGAAGGUGCUAGCAUAGAGAACAAGAGAAUUGAUGAUGUGGAAGAGAAAAUGAAAACUAAAACAGAGUUGAAGAAGGGUUAUUGUUAUAGAAGGUGUGAAACUGAGAUUUUGAAGAAACGGCGUCGCGUGCUGCAAAGAUGUGAGAGUGAGAACAGCGGAAGGAAAAAGAUUGAAGCUGCUCCUGCUGCUAGUGAGGAGAAAAUGGUGAGAAUUUCAUAUCCGGAGGAUGAGAUGAGCAACGAGGAGUUUCGUCGUACUGUAGAGGCUUUUAUUGCAAAGCAACAAAGAGGAUUUGAGGGGUAGAAGAAGAUUAGUCAUCUUUAUCAUUGAAAAAUUUACUAACUAGAUGCUAACCCACGAAUUGAGCGGGUAAUAUGUGGAAAUUAAAAACAUGUAAUUUCUAUUAUUAGAGUAAAACAUAAACAAAUAAUCAAAUA
Messenger RNA from Medicago truncatula (barrel medic), 1294 nucleotides. RefSeq lists its product as uncharacterized. The transcript has a single exon. Bases 483 to 1160 code for a protein of 225 amino acids. The record is from RefSeq and is a predicted model, not a curated record. NCBI's taxonomy places the organism in Eukaryota, Viridiplantae, Streptophyta, Magnoliopsida, Fabales, Fabaceae.